GUAAUAAAACGCAGGAUUAAUCAAGAUUUUUUGGACAAAGCUUCGUGUCCGGUAGCUAUGAACGAUUCGGUGCGUUACGAGCGCGGCCAGCAGAUUCAGCUGGGCCCCUUAAACGAAUCGCUGGAGGUGGAUGCGCUGCGCAGCGGGGAGGUGGAGAUUGAUCCCCAGGGCACGGGAAACAUACUUUGCACCCACGAUGGUGUGCUGCUGAAGAAAGCCAGUGCGGAGCAUAUCUCAGAGCUGAAUACUAGUGGGUCGCUAUCGCUAGUGGAGUAUCAGUCGCACCGUCGCCGCCUUUAUCUAGAAUGGCAUCCAAAUGACAGCAUUAUGAUAGCGGACGACAGUCAGGAUCAGGGCGAUUGGGCGCUGGUUGACAGAAUAUCAGGUCGCACACGGACCACCUCCGAGUGUCGUGCGUUUAAUACAAAGCCAUCGGAUGGGGCUGUUAAUGGCAACUCAGCGAUGGCUCGUGCCCGCACUAUGUGGGUGCUAUUGGAUGAUUUGUCGACGGUUGAGGUACGCCAUCGUGGGCAGACCAUUCGGUUCCUGCGAAAGAGCGAUCACAGUGUGCAUAGCGAGUUCUUCUUUCAGCAUGGCAAUGCGGAUCUAUUUGUGCGCUCCAUGCGACAACUUCAUUUCAUUGAGAGCUCCCAGACAAAUCGUGGUGGCGAGGAGUACGUCAUACUGACAACGGAGACACAGAAGCUGAAGAAAACCUUUGCCGAACUCGAUAUAGGCGAGAUCAAGUCGAGCCAGUUGCCCAAAGAGAGCUGGCUACCCAAUAAGUUGGCUGGCUUUCUGGGCAAUAUACCCGACUAUGUGCAGCCGCCGUUUCAACGUUCGCCCAAGUCUAGGCCCAGCACUUUGAUACAGGGCGACCGACAGAUAUCGCCAGACAACUAUCAAAUUAUUGGCCUCAGCGGAAGCACCAACAGUGCUUGUUCCUCGAACAGCCAGAGUCGUGGCGAUAGCGCGGAUAAGUCGCCGGCGGAUAGUGAACUGGAAAAUUUGAAUGCACAAGACGAGAAAAUCGUUAACAAUUUGCCCGAUCGCCAAAAUGUUCAGCGAGGUCCGCCUUUGAGCGAAACACAGUGGCUGGAGUUCCAGACGCCAGAUGGCCGCCUCUCCGACAGCGCACGCGUUAAGGAGAUUAUCUUUCGCGGUGGGAUUGUGAACAGCCUUAGGGCAGAUGUGUGGAAAUAUUUGCUGAACUAUUAUCAAUGGUCCGACACGGAACUGGAGCGCAUAGAGCGUCGGAAGCGAAAAUCACGGGAAUACUACAACAUGAAGGCCCAAUGGCUGGCCAUGACACAGACUCAGGAGGCAAACUUUGUCGGCUAUCGUGAUCGCAAGUGCCAAAUUGAGAAGGAUGUGAAGCGCACAGACCGCUCGCUUCAAUUCUUUGCCGGCGAGGAUAAUCCAAAUCUGGCGCUAUUGCAGGGCAUACUCAUGACCUAUGUUAUGUACAAUUUCGACUUGGGCUAUGUUCAAGGCAUGUCCGAUCUAUUGGCACCCAUACUAGAAAUUCAGGUGAACGAGGUGGACGCGUUUUGGUGCUUUGUUGGCUUCAUGGACAUGGUCUUUACGAACUUCGAUAUGGAUCAGGCGGGCAUGAAGACUCAGUUUGCACAAUUACGUAGCCUGCUUGAAGUCGCCAAUGCCCGUUUAUUUAACUAUAUGCGCACCCAUGAUUCGGACAACAUGUAUUUUUGUUUUCGAUGGCUGCUCGUCUGGUACAAGCGCGAGUUUAGCAACGAUGACGUACUCAAAUUGUGGGAAUGUCUGUGGACCCGCCUCCCUUGCCCCAAUUUCCAUCUGCUCAUCUCUGUGGCCAUUUUGGAUCAGCACACAGACGUGAUCAUCGACAGCAACUACGAAUUCACAGAAAUAUUGAAACAUGUCAACGAACUCUCGGGCAACAUCGACGUGAGACGUACACUCGAAAUUGCCGAGGCCAUCUAUCUGCAGCUGAAGGCGUCCGAAACACUGCCCAACGACAUACGCCAGAUCAUAGGCGAGCCAUUACUUCCAGCAGUUGCUGGCAGUGAUCAGGCAGCUAAUGAUGAAGAGGAAAUGGCGUAUUCCGAUGAUGGCUUCGACGAGUUACGUGAGCUAACACCGGAGGAGAAGCGACGCCAGCAGGAACUACUCGAGGAGGCGUGCGAACGCUCCCUGUUCCUUCAAUACGUAUGAUAUGGCUGCGUGGGGGUGGUUGCCAUUGCCUAAGACAAUGCAAGCGCAAAUUUUGUAGCGUCUAAGACUCAAAGUUUACUAUCGUAUCGUUGAUGCAGCUAACGUUUCGUGCCAGAGGCAUAGCUGGUAAAGUGCUUUAAUUGCUGAUACACCAUUACAUACAUACAUAUUAUAUAUACUGUAUAUUGUAUACAUAUUUGUACUUUUUGUAUUUAUAGUUGUUAUUUCCUACCAUUAUUAUUGGCUCACGAAAGCAAUUUUAUUGAUACAUAUUAUUAUUGAUAAGUUCCCAUGUACGUAAAAAAUUUCCUUUAUAUCAAUUUAUUCACACAAACAUUUUUUAAAAGUGUCAAUUAUGUCAUACUUUGGAUUUUCUUUCGCAGCUUUGCCCGUAAACAUUGUUAUAUCCUUGUAGAUUAUACAAAAAUAUAUAUCAAUCGAUAUUCAUAUUAAA
Molecule: messenger RNA, 2647 nt
Organism: Scaptodrosophila lebanonensis
Lineage: Eukaryota; Metazoa; Arthropoda; Insecta; Diptera; Drosophilidae
Gene: Tbc1d15-17
Product: TBC1 domain family member 15
Exons: 3
Coding region: 58-2193 (711 amino acids)
Biological process (GO): activation of GTPase activity
Molecular function (GO): GTPase activator activity
Source: RefSeq, a predicted model, not a curated record